CGUGCCAUACGUUUUUCUUUUCUUUUCUUUCUUUUUUUAAUGAUCAGGUAACGUUCCAAACCAGCUGGGCUCCCAGGAGGCUAGGAAUUAGAGAAGGGAACCGCCUAGAAUAUGGGAUAGUGGCUCUAUAACCUACAUAUUUUCUGGCCGAUAGGGUUGGACGGCGAUUUCGAGUCCCUCCUGGGUAUCGUGGUUGUAGCGUGCCGAAUAACUCGUCCAACCCUGCCUCCUUCCCUGGAGAGAUACCUGACGGCAAGGAAGAUCGAGAAAUCGAGAGCUUCUAAUGAUGCAAUCGGUGGCGUUAAAUCCUUGUCCUUCUUGCUGCCGGUCUCAGCGGCCCCCAGAAGCAGCCUCCUCCUCCUCCUCCUCCUAUAACUCUGCUCCUCCCUGUGGCUUCUUUGCCCUCCGACCUCUCUCCUUCAAGGAUUCGGGCUUCAGGGGAAUCAGGAUUUGUAGACUCGGGACUUCUUCACCACGUUCCGCUCUUCGGAGGGUUUCCAGAUCCAGAACGUGGCACGCGGUCAAAGCUAUUGCUACUCCUGAUCCAGUAGUGGAAUUACCACUAACUGCGGAAAAUGUUGAGUCAGUUUUAGAUGAAGUGCGGCCAUAUCUUAUUGCAGAUGGAGGAAAUGUGGCACUACAUGAGAUUGAUGAAAAUGUUGUAAGAUUGAAAUUACAAGGAGCAUGUGGGUCAUGUCCGAGUUCUGUAAUGACAAUGAAGAUGGGCAUCGAGCAGCGGUUGAUAGAGAAAAUUCCAGAAAUAGUUGCAGUUGAACCCAUCACUGAUGAGGAAACAGGGCUUGAGCUGAAUGCUGAAAACAUCGAGAAGGUACUUGAUGAGAUCAGGCCAUACCUCAGCGGAACUGGUGGUGGUGAGCUUGAGCUCGUAGGCAUUGAGAAGCCAAUUGUGAAAAUUCGACUUUCGGGCCCAGCUGCUGGGGUCAUGACUGUUCGAGUGGCACUGACACAGAAGCUUCGAGAAAAGAUUCCUGCCAUAGCAGCAGUUCAACUGCUAUGAUACCCAAGAAAGGAUCCCUGCAAAUGCGGCAGUUCAGCUCCUAAAUCCGAGCAAAGAUCCUUACUGUUGCGGCAGACAGCUCUUAGAGUACCUGGCAGAGAGAACACUUUGUUACAUAUUAUCUCUUAACCUCGUGUUAAACAUUUGUACAGAUAAUAAUUUUGCCUAGUACAAAAAUUAUGUUUAGCAUAAUGCAUAUAUUAUCUGCUAUUCAUUUGGAAAUAAAAUGGUACCUGAGUUGUUGCAUUCCAUUA
This is a messenger RNA of Elaeis guineensis (African oil palm), 1272 nucleotides long. Its product is annotated as nifU-like protein 2, chloroplastic. The record is from RefSeq and is a predicted model, not a curated record. Gene Ontology annotation, biological process: iron-sulfur cluster assembly. Gene Ontology annotation, cellular component: mitochondrion; chloroplast stroma. Lineage: Eukaryota; Viridiplantae; Streptophyta; Magnoliopsida; Arecales; Arecaceae. Gene Ontology annotation, molecular function: iron-sulfur cluster binding; iron ion binding.